This is a messenger RNA of Funneliformis geosporum, 1284 nucleotides long. NCBI's taxonomy places the organism in Eukaryota, Fungi, Glomeromycota, Glomeromycetes, Glomerales, Glomeraceae. The record is from the annotation of a GenBank genome assembly.
AUGGCUCUGUACCUACCGGCUGAUUGUAUAAAAGAAACUUUUGAAUAUUUGGAAGAUAAGGAUUUGCGCUCGUGCUUGUUAGUGAACCGUCUUUGGUGUGAAGUGUCUGUUCGAAUUUUAUGGAGAGUCAUGCAAAAUUUUAAUACUUUAAUCGCUUGUCUUACUAAUAAAUCAAAAGCGAUUUUAUACAAGAAUGGGAUCAAAGUUUCUACCUCAAUUUCAAGAAGUCCAUUGUUUAAUUAUAUAAUUUUCAUCAAAAUGCUUGGGAUUAAUACUAUUAAUGAUGAAAUUACAGGAUUUUUGAAACAUCAACCUUCUACUUUACAAAAGCAUAAAAGUAUGGUAAUAAUAACACGGGAAAUACUUAAAAUGUUUAUGAAUCAAACCACUUUGAUUAUUUUACACUUCGAUUUUGGCUCAACCAACAUUCCAAAUAUUCCGUUUACUGCUUAUCCCGGAGGAAAGGAAUGUUUAAGUGAUCUUUCUGAAUUUUCGUGUAGUUCAGAUAUCUUUCCCGAAUUCUUUUGUCAAAUAUCUCGAAUUUGUCAUAAUUUACAAUCACUAAAAAUACUUUUUACCCGUUUCAUCUCAAAUGGAUUAGUAGAAUUAAUUUCUGUUCAAAAACAUUUAAAAACUUUCAUUAUCAUUUUAGAAAUAGGAGGAUUAAAGAACUUUGAAAAUCUUCAAUACGUUACCUUUCCACAAUUGCAAAUUUUAACAUUCGAACAUGAAAGUCCAGAUUAUAAACGACUGAUCAGACUGAUCAAUUUCUUGAAAAACAAUGGAAAGAAUUUAAAAGUACUUGGUCUUGGCAAAGAAAUAUAUUAUGGUAAUUCAUUUAUUUUAGAUAUAGUCAAUUUUUGUCCAAAUCUGAGGUCUUUACGCAUUACUUAUAAAGAUUUGUAUACACUAAAAUAUAUUUUGAUCGGUUAUGAGCAAUUAGAGAGCAUUGAUAUUUUGUGUUGUAAUGAUGAUUAUAUAUUAGAGCGUGAAUUAUUAGAGAUGAUUGUAGAAUAUUCACCUAAAAAUUUUCAUGAGAUAAAGAUAGAUAUGGGAUGUAACGUAGAUCUGGAUACGGCAUUUCAAUGGAAUUUGAAGUCUAUCUUUGAAUCCUGGGCGAAACGUGUGCCAUGUAUUCCGCUUUCUUUGACUAUUACUUCGAAUCUGGAAAGUGAAAUUAAAUUGCAGGAAAGUAAUGUCGAAUUACUUGAAAAGUUUAAAAAGUUUGGUGUUAUUAAAGAAUUUAAAAUAUUCAAUGAUAUGACCGAAGAUUGGCAUUGUUAA